AACCUGGGACUUCAGCUUGCAGAUGCCAGCAAGUUAGCCAACCUGAAAGAGCUUCUCCAGUCCUCUGAAGAUAAAGACAAAGGGGCCUGGGACCUGCUGAGCUGGAUUUUAUCCUCAAAGGUCCUGACAGUCCACAGUGCAGGGAAGUCAGAGUUUGAAAAGAUCCAAAAGCUGACUGGUGCCCCUCACACUCCUGUCCCUGUGCCGGACUUCCUAUUUGAAAUCGAGCACUCGGACCCAGCGAAUGCCAAAUUUUAUGAUACCAAAGGAGAACGAGACCUAAUCUACGCCUUCCAUGGGAGCCGCCUAGAAAACUUCCAUUCCAUCAUCCACAAUGGCCUGCACUGCCACCUGAACAAGACAUCCUUGUUCUGGGAAGGGACCUACCUCACCAGUGACUUGAGCCUGGCCCUCAUUUAUAGCCCCCAUGGCUAUGGGUGGCAGCGUAGCCUCCUUGGCCCCAUCCUCAGCUGCGUGGCUGUGUGUGAGGUCAUAGACCAUCCAGAUGUCAAGUGCCAAACCAAGAAGAAAGAUUCCAAGGAGAUAGAUCGCAGGAGGGCGAGAAUCAAGCACAGUGAAGAGGGAGACAUCCCUCCAAAGUACUUUGUGGUCACCAACAACCAGCUCCUGCGAGUGAAGUACCUGCUGGUGUACUCACAGAAGCAGGCCAAGAGGGCUUCAAGCCACCUGUCCUGGUUUUCCAGCCAUUGGUUUACGGUCAUGAUAUUCCUGUACCUGCUGCUGUUGCUCAAGUGAGUGUCAUCAACUCCUCCACUUUCCAACACUUUUGGAAUCGUGCGAAGAGAUAAUCUUUCUGGGCCGGGAGUGGGGACCACCUCCACCAUGUGCCUUGUUUUGUACCUCCCAUGCCCCGCAUCCAGCCAGGUUGAGCCUGGGGGCCAGUUGGGGACCACAAGACAAUUUUCAUAUGCCAUAAAUGUAUCGAUUGCCUUUGAUGAUGCUCCAGCCACACUCCGGCCAAGGGGGACCACUGGGCCCUCACUCAUAGGUUUUGGGGAGCCCUCCUGUCUGCUCCUGCCUAAACAGCCCUAGGAGUUGGCUUUUCCAUCAGGGCCAAAGGACAAAGUCCUGCUGCAUUUGAAAACAAAGUGUCCAAGCUGUCAGUGGUAUGUUUACAAUCGCUCCUGGCGGACGUUGGCCCUUUCUCUAAUGCCUUCUGGAAGACGGAAAAUGCUUAGUGGGGAUGAUAAAUCACUAGGCAGUUGCCUUGUUUUGACUUGAGACCCUCAAGAGGAAUAGUCAUGUUUUUCAUAAAAAUCGGUGGGGAUCGGUUUUUGAAUUCCAUCCACCUUUGUAAGUACAAAACAUUUUCAGUUUUCUCAAAUCAACAAACAGCAUUCUGCUGCAGCUGUAACCCCGUGCCCAACCAUGGAUGAGAAUGGAAGGAGUCAGAGUUCUGAUUAAAAAAUACAA
This is a messenger RNA of Myotis daubentonii (Daubenton's bat), 1434 nucleotides long. RefSeq names its product protein mono-ADP-ribosyltransferase PARP16-like. The record is from RefSeq and is a predicted model, not a curated record. The transcript has a single exon. NCBI's taxonomy places the organism in Eukaryota, Metazoa, Chordata, Mammalia, Chiroptera, Vespertilionidae. The annotation marks the transcript as partial.